Messenger RNA from Vigna unguiculata (cowpea), 1980 nucleotides. RefSeq names its product RH39 (gene RH39). NCBI's taxonomy places the organism in Eukaryota, Viridiplantae, Streptophyta, Magnoliopsida, Fabales, Fabaceae. The record is from RefSeq and is a predicted model, not a curated record. Gene Ontology annotation, molecular function: ATP binding; RNA helicase activity; nucleic acid binding.
AUGGCGGGAGCUACAGGAAGAACCCUCUUCACCUUCUCCCUCUCUUCCUCUUCUUCUUAUUCUUCAUUCACGCGCUUCCUCGCCAAGCGCGUCCCACUACGCAAACCCCUCCCACUUCUCCCCCGCCUCCGCCCACUCUGCUCCGUCGCUGCUGCGCCGGAAACCGCCGACGCGAAGCAUUCUUUACUCCUGGAGAGGCUCCGGGCGCGACACCUCAGGGAUGCCGCGAGACGCCCCGAACCGAGGAAGAAGGCCAGGGGCGCCGCCUUUGCUGAGGCUGAGAAAGAGAGGGCGAAGAAGGAGAAGAAGGUGGUUGCCAGUUUCGAGGAGUUGGGAAUGAGUGAGGAAGUUAUGGGGGCGGUUAGGGAAAUGAGCAUCGAAGUACCCACUGAGAUACAGGGAAUUGGCAUCCCCGCCGUUUUGGAAGAGAAGAGUGUCGUUUUGGGGUCGCAUACUGGCUCUGGCAAAACUCUCGCCUACUUGCUUCCUCUUGUUCAGUUACUAAGACGGGAUGAACAAUUGAAUGGAAUAAUGUUGAAGCCCAGGCGUCCACGAGCUGUUGUGCUGUGUCCUACAAGGGAGUUAUCUGAGCAGGUUUUUCGAGUAGCAAAAUCGAUAAGCCAUCAUGCACGAUUUAGGUGCACCAUGGUAAGUGGUGGUGGCCGGAUUAGGCCUCAGGAGGAUUCCCUUAACAACCCCAUUGAUAUGGUAGUUGGUACCCCUGGUAGGGUUCUUCAGCAUAUUGAUGAGGGAAACAUGGUGUAUGGUGAGAUCAAAUACUUGGUAUUGGAUGAGGCAGACACAAUGUUUGAUCGGGGUUUUGGUCCUGAUAUACGCAAGUUUCUGGGCCCGCUAAAAAGUCGUGCUUCAAAACCUGAUGGCCUUGGUUUUCAGACUAUCUUGGUAACUGCAACCAUGACAAAGGCUGUGCAAAAGCUGAUUGAUGAGGAGUUUCAAGGCAUUGUUCAUCUGCGCACAUCAACAUUGCAUAAAAAAAUUUCUUCUGCUCGUCAUGAUUUUAUUAGACUUUCAGGUUCUGAGAACAAGCUCGAAGCAUUACUGCAGGUACUAGAACCAACCCUUGCAAAGGGUAACAGGGUGAUGGUUUUCUGCAAUACAUUGGAUUCUAGUCGUGCUGUGGAUCAUUUUCUUGGUGAAAAUCAGAUUUCUACUGUGAACUACCAUGGUGAGGUACCAGCAGAGCAAAGGGUUGAAAAUCUCAGAAAGUUCAAGAGUGAUGGUGAUGAUUGUCCUACGUUGGUUUGCACGGACCUGGCUGCUAGGGGUCUAGACUUGGAUGUAGAUCAUGUUGUCAUGUUUGACUUCCCCUUGAAUUCUAUUGACUACCUUCAUCGCACAGGUAGAACUGCUCGUAUGGGUGCAAAAGGGAAGGUAACAAGUUUAGUUGCUAAGAAGGACUUGGACUUGGCCAGCAAAAUAGAGGAAGCAAUAAGGAAGAAUGAGAGUUUGGAGGCUAUCACAAAAGAAAGUGUUCGAAGGGACACUGCAAGGACCCAAAACACAGAGCAGAAGGGAAAGGGUAGAAAAAUGGUUCAAGUUUCAAAAGUCAAGGGCAAAUUUGGUAGUCGUUCCAGUUCUGGAAAUAAUAGAUCAGGUAUAAAAUCUGGGAAAGCUUCACCAGUCAAAUCUAUGAAAAAAGGGAUUAACGUUUCAAAAUCUGGAAAAUCUUCUAGUGCAAGUAGCACCAUCAGAAAAGGAUCUUCAGAAAGGAGGCAAACAACUAAAGUGGUCAGUGCCACCAAAUCUACGAAUUCUAAACUUAAUGUUGUGGGGUUUCGGGGAAAAAACUCAUCUUCAAAUAACAAUGGUUCGGUUUUGUGAAGUGGAUAGUGCGUCAUAUUUGUAUCUUGGGAGUAAAUGCCUCUCAAUUUUGUGUACUAGAUAAGUAUUUUUCUGUUAGAUAAGUAUUCUGUAGUUAAAUUAUUAUAAUAUUAUAAUAAUUUACUAUUUUUUUCUUUU